UUAUUAUUUGUUUUGAUUCGAGUGGUGGGUGAAUUGCCGGGAAAACAGAGCUCUCCUCUCCCAUUCUUGUUUGUGCUGAGAUUCUGAAGCGAUACUACCCCGGUCGUACAGUGCAAUAUUGCUAGUUACUUUUGUGUUGGUCAUCCAUCAUGGUAGUGUUAAAGUGUUGUGUUGGUGGUUGCGAUUCCAAAAGUACCACUCACAGACUCUUUUGCUUCCCCGAGAACGAUAAGUUAAGGAGCUUGUGGUUGAAAGUCCUAAUUCCUAAAAAUCCUGCUUUAGAAGGACUCGCUAAAACCCAGUUAAAAGGCAAACGCGUUUGUGAGAAGCAUUUUGAUAAAACGCAAUUUGAUCGAUGUGGCGUCAGGAUACGUUAUUCCUGUCCCAGUCUGUUCACGCCGUCAGAGAUCUUGCACGGUGUUCCAUUUAUUAUCAAGGGGGGGAGUGUGGAAAACGAGCAUGACUACUUUCGGGUCAGAAGUAAGGAUGACAAUCAGACUCAACCAGCUCAGGACAUUGAUGCGGGCAAACAAGGUGUGUCUGAUGUUCAUAAGGAUAACAAUACAAAUUCACUACCGUCUACAAGUCAAACUACAGUUCCUAUUAUAAAUCAGAUUAAAGUUUCCACUCAAGAUCAUCAGUCGUCGUCCACGUCAACGCCGCCCCCAGCAUCACCGCCCCCGCCAACCCCGCCCCCAGAAACACCUCACCCCUCAAUGCCACCUCUAACCCGCCAAAUAUCUUUUAUAAAAUUGCCAGUUAAAGACGCCGUCAGUUCGAGUGCUGAGUCUGAAAAUAUGUCUGAAUCAGCAGGUCUAGUCCAAACAGGCAAACUAAAGACAAAAAUGACAAGCAAAACUCUCAAAUAUAUCAAAGAAUCCAUAAAUCUAGCAAAAGAGAGUGCAGGUGACACGAGCAGUCAAAGACUGCAAAGUGCACAGAAUCUCAUCAGAGAUACCAAGCUCAUAAGCGAGUUUGAAAAACUUGGCGACAGAGCCAAAACCUUUCUGUUAAUGCAACUAAGACUUGCUACAAAGAAAAAAAUGGCGAGAAGAUUCUCUGAAAAUGAAAAAUUAUUUGCCCUCACCUUAUGGAAGCAGAGUCCAAAAUCUUAUAAACUGUUGGAAAAUAUGUUUGCCUUACCCAAUAGGAGGACACUUGUCAGGCUCGCCAGCCGUAAACCCAAAGAGUGUGACGUAAAUAAUAAGACCUUCGAUCACCUUAAGGAAGUAACCCAAGAGUGGGAUAUAAAGAAAAGACUCUGUACAUUGGUAUUUGACGAAGUUCCUAUCACCUCACGAUACAGUGUAAGGAAAAGCAAAGGAAUUGUAAAGAUAGCAGAGGAACGAAAGCAGGGACUGACUAAACAUGUUUUGGUCUUCAUGGUACGCGGAAUAUGCUCUACAUGGACACAGAGAAUUAAAUAUUAUUGUUUAUUCAGAGCAAUAUCAACGGCACACUUACAAAAUAUUUUAAAAGGAAUUAUUCCACGCCUUCGUGAUUCAGGACUAAUUCCUCUUGCUGUACUGUGUAAUCACGGACCACCAUUUCGGUUGUUAUUUAAAGCAUUAAAAGAAGAGACUGCACUACUCAGAAGUACUGAAGAUAGAUACGGAGAUAAUACUAUUCACAUAGCUGGAUCUGAUUUGUUUUUCUUUUUUGACCCUCCACGUUUAUUAAAUGGGAUAAGGAACAAUUUUGUUAAAAACGAUAUUAUAUUCCAUAACAAGAGAGCAAGUUGGAGAGACAUUAUGUAUGUUUAUGAUCUAGAUAACAGAUCAGGGCACACAAGAGCAUUACCAGGCUUGAGGGCAGAACAUGUUGAUCCACAAAAAAUAAAUAAAAUGAAGGUGAAGACGGCUCCCCAAGUGUUGAGUGCUGAAACUGCCGCAAUGUUGGAGUUCACGCAUUCUCUCUAUAAGGAUCUCAACUGUUCCUUGGAGACAAUGGAGGCCACAGCAGAAGUAGUCCUGUUCUUCAGUGAUCUCUUCGACAGCGUCAGUGGAGCGCCGGGGGGAUUAAAAGGAAAAUUAAGAAAUGCAGUGAAAAAAAAUUCCCCACAUGCAGAUUUUUGGCGAAAAGCUAUAUCAAAACUUAAAAUCAUGGGGUUUUCAGACACGAGUAGCGAACAUGCACUUCAACAUGGAAUAUCUGUAAUUGUGCGUGUGCCGUCUCUAGAAGGAUGGAUUGAGACAUUGAAGAGCUUCUUGGGAUUAACUCAAUUAUUAUUGUAUACAUUUGGGGUAGAAUCUUUUUACCCUCGAUAUUUAAAUCAAGAUGUCUUGGAAAAAUCUAUUAAUCACAUUAAAUUCAGGAAGCAUACACAUCGCUCUCCUCCCGACCAUAAGCAAGGCGUUCGAGUUGGUCCUGCGACUCCUCGCGCCGCAGACCACGCUCCGCCCGGAACAGCCGGGGGUACUGCACCACCCGGCCUGCACAGUGAACAGGACGCCGCGGUCGCAACACUCCUCGGCUUGGAGAAUGCAUUUCAACAGGUUCAGGAUCCUGGUCUGAAAACUUUACAAGAUCUCCAAGUCGGACACUCCCCGCGGCUGCUCCCCGCUGCUGAUCUUCAGCUUCCUCACAGGUCGGAGCAUCCGGCUGAACAUGAUCUCCGCGGUGGACGCCCGGUGAGAGGGGGAGUGCGGAAGGGUCGCGGCCGCCGCAGAGCACCGCAAUUGCUUCGAAUAGAAUAGGGUCAUCCUACAUAUAGGAAAGAUCUUUCACAAAACAAAACACCUUGAAGAUGGGAACCACUGCUGUUGAUUCCGCUAAAGUGAUUGCUCAGGGCAAUACGGCCGCGUAAUGUUGUUCGGGAACUAAACUUGAACAGUUUUUUAGUUCGAAGAGUACACCGUAAUUGGUUCCCUAAUGAUGUUGAGUUCCAACAUCAGCUACGGGCAGCUCGCAGAACAACCGUGAGCAUGUGAUUACGUU
Helicoverpa armigera (cotton bollworm) is the source of this 2937-nucleotide messenger RNA. RefSeq lists its product as uncharacterized. The record is from RefSeq and is a predicted model, not a curated record. The transcript has 9 exons. NCBI's taxonomy places the organism in Eukaryota, Metazoa, Arthropoda, Insecta, Lepidoptera, Noctuidae. Bases 150 to 2696 code for a protein of 848 amino acids.